AUGUCUCGAUUUGACCCAUUCGCCCUCAUCGAUCUCCCCUACCGCGUCAUCAAUAACCACUCCCUCGAUGCUACGGUCCUCAUACCCAAAAACACAUGUGGAAACCCGCUCGACAAGAAAGAAUGCCCCGUGAUGGUCAGGUUCCACGGUGGAGGCUUCAUUGUAGGCCACCGCAACUACGAGCCCUGGUUUGCUCAAUGGUUCCUGGACCUCGCAUACGCACACGGCGCUAUCAUCAUCUCGCCGGACUACCGACUGCUCCCCGAAUCCAAUGGGGCUGAUAUUUUAAGCGACUUGGAACACUUCUGGCAGUGGAUUCAGAAAGAUCUAUUGGACAUUGCUGAGAAACAGCGUUGGGGCGUUGUCCCCGAUCUUUCUCGUGUGUUAUGUUGUGGGGAGAGUUCCGGGGGCUGUUUGGCGGUUUACUCGGCCUUGGGGUUGCCUUCUAUAUUAUCCCAGAACUCUGUGCAAAGAAACAACGCACAGAAAGGAGAAGCGGAAACAAUAACCAUCAAGGCCGUGAUACCUAUUUCCGCGCCGCUCGAUCCGAAUGUGCCCGAACUGAAGAUUCCUCGACCCCGGAAAUUUAUGGGAACGAAAGCACCGCCUCCAAGACAAGCCGAGGCCUUGAUUCGGAAGUACAUCAAGAACAUGACGCCGGGAGCAAUCAGGACGGGACAGGAUCCCACACUCGAUAUGUGGGAGUUGUUGCUGUGUAUUCUACAGCAGUGCUAUCUACCCAGGCUUUUCAAAGGCAACGGGGACAAGGAUAUGUUUGGAAUGCUCAUAGCGAUGUUGGAGAAGACAGAAGACAAAACAGCAAAUGCGAUGAUUCCGACUUGGAUCAUUCAUGGAACUCAGGACACACUGGUAUUUCCAUUCCCUCUUCCUAUCUGGCUACACGUUAUUAAUGUUAAAGUGCAACGUGUUCAGAUCCCGCAUGUUUGCUCUACAAGCUUUGUACAGCGUCUGAAGGAGAUUGCGCCCACUACCCCAGUAAGGAUUGACUUGCAGCCUGGAGACCACCUGUUUGAUGUUGAGAUGACCAUGGAUGAGAGAUGGAUUGCAGAGGGCAGGAAACUAUUCUUGGAGAAGUACUGGCCUUGA
Molecule: messenger RNA, 1107 nt
Organism: Aspergillus terreus NIH2624
Lineage: Eukaryota; Fungi; Ascomycota; Eurotiomycetes; Eurotiales; Aspergillaceae
Product: putative polyketide synthase
Exons: 1
Coding region: 1-1107 (368 amino acids)
Molecular function (GO): hydrolase activity
Source: RefSeq, a predicted model, not a curated record